AUGACACUGCCACCUGUCGCCGCGGGCCGCCCGAGCCGGAGGCGGAGGGAGCGGAGCGGCCCCGCGCCCAGCCGUCCGCAGCUGCCGCAACCGCCGCUGCCGCCUAGGACCCGAGCCGCGCCGGAGCCCCGUCCCGCCCGGAGUGAGGAGGAGGACGCGUCGCAGCGUUGCCGGGGCCGGACCUGGACCUGCCGGGACGCGGCGCCGGCGCUGAGCGGGCCCGCGCCACCGGAGCCCCGCGGAGCCGCCACCGCCGGGGACGGAGCCCAGUUAAAACAAUUUUGGCGGAGUAAGAGCCCUCGCAUUCCAGGAGGAAAGAAAAUCAAUGGCAGUAGCCCUGCCACAGACACUUCUGGUGGUUACCACUCAACUGGGGAUUCAGCAACAGGUGUCUACAGGGAGGACCCUCCGUCAGCUACCCUGAAGGAUCUGGAGGCUCCUCGCAUGUUGAAGGAGGGGAAGCAUUGGUUACAGAAACUCAGGAAGAGCUUGUUCAAGCUAAAAAACCAGACGGCUGAACCCCUGGCCCCAGAGCCCCCAGCAGGGCCCUCUGAGGUGGAGCAGCUAAAAGGUGAGACCAACCAACUAAGGAAGGAGCUGGAGAUUGUGGGAAGACAGCUCCAGGCCGAGAUGGAAAAUAAUCAGAUAUUGAGUUUCCUGAACAUGAGACAGGAAAAGAGGCUACACAGACAGGAGGAGCCGGAGUGGGAAGCCCUCGAUGAGCAGUGGGACAAGCCAUCCAGCGCCUUGGAGGACCUGGCCCUACAGCAGCUGGAGCAGAAACUAAAGAAGACGAAGCUGGCAUCAGCCACACAGCAAAGUCCCUGUGAGGACUUCAGAACCAGCGUCCAGAGUCUACUGGAAGGCUGCCCCACACCAAGGAAAGACCAGCGUCACUCUAUUUAAACAAUUUUUUUUUUUGGCCAUGCCAGGUGGCUCACGCCUA
Messenger RNA from Nomascus leucogenys (northern white-cheeked gibbon), 946 nucleotides. RefSeq names its product golgin subfamily A member 6-like protein 9. Gene Ontology annotation, biological process: spindle assembly; Golgi organization. Gene Ontology annotation, cellular component: Golgi cisterna membrane; Golgi apparatus; cis-Golgi network. Bases 1 to 906 code for a protein of 301 amino acids. The record is from RefSeq and is a predicted model, not a curated record. Lineage: Eukaryota; Metazoa; Chordata; Mammalia; Primates; Hylobatidae. The transcript has 3 exons.